This is a messenger RNA of Mus pahari (shrew mouse), 891 nucleotides long. Its product is annotated as inactive serine/threonine-protein kinase TEX14-like. The transcript has 7 exons. The record is from RefSeq and is a predicted model, not a curated record. Gene Ontology annotation, molecular function: protein binding. NCBI's taxonomy places the organism in Eukaryota, Metazoa, Chordata, Mammalia, Rodentia, Muridae. Gene Ontology annotation, biological process: attachment of spindle microtubules to kinetochore; mitotic sister chromatid separation; male meiotic nuclear division. Gene Ontology annotation, cellular component: intercellular bridge; midbody; kinetochore.
AUGGUGAGAACUCUGCUGGGCAGACAGCCCUCUUCCUGUCCGCGCUACUGGGCCACACUUCUGCUGUGCGCCUCCUACUGGCCUUUGGCGCCAACCCCAACCAGUGACCGCUGCCUCGAUGGCAGCACACCCAUGCAUGCAGGUGCCUCCUCGGGCCGAGGCUUGGUGUUGUGGCACCUGCUGCAGGCAGGAGGUGAUUUGCGUCUGCGUGACCAGCAGGGUCGCACGCCACGAGAUUGGGCUGAGCAGGGUAACACCAAGCAGAGCUGGGAGGUGCUGGAGCUGGUGCAAUGGUGCCGGACCCACAUGUCAGCUCUGGUCCAGAGUGGGGAGUUGGCGCCCAGUGUGUCCCUGAGUCAGUUGCAAGCUAGCACUGGACACAGCCUGUGUGGCUCCCUGCCCUCACUAAAGCUGGUCCAGGCAGACAGGGCACUGAGGCAAGGGCAAAUCAGAAGGUCCCCCAAAACCCCAGCAUUGGGGUUUGGCCAGUUGAGCAGCCUCCAGCCACCGUCACUGGUAAUGGGCAUCCCAGUAGUAGACCCCAAGGAGCUGGUACCAACCCAGGGUGAGCCCGACCGCACCUACGACAGCAGUUCUCAUACCGUCAUGGCCAACCUCCUGUGGAAGGGCCACCCAGUUACUGCACGGCAGCUGAAGAGCCCUGCAUCCAGCCCCGAUGUGCUAUUGGCUGACCUUCAGCACUGCAGGUUACCAGUCCCAGCUGACCUCUGACUCUAGCAGCCCAGAACCAAGGGGCAUCCUGCACCACCCUGGCCUGUUGCUGCUGAUGGCCCUGAGCCCCUCAGAGGACCUGUCCAGACUAAGUCUGCUCUUCGAGCCAGUGUGGCUGGGUUCCCUUUACUUCCUGCUACACUCUGUGAGAGUGGCUGA